Molecule: messenger RNA, 12104 nt
Organism: Rhipicephalus sanguineus (brown dog tick)
Lineage: Eukaryota; Metazoa; Arthropoda; Arachnida; Ixodida; Ixodidae
Product: rho guanine nucleotide exchange factor 10-like protein
Exons: 27
Coding region: 321-5264 (1647 amino acids)
Biological process (GO): actin cytoskeleton organization; positive regulation of stress fiber assembly
Molecular function (GO): guanyl-nucleotide exchange factor activity; protein binding
Source: RefSeq, a predicted model, not a curated record
CUGGCGCUUUCGGAGCUGCAAGCCUGCUUCCAGUUGACAUGCGUACUGGCAGUGUUGUUUCGCGAUGAUUUUUGUGUUUGGGGGUCUCGUAAGCGAAGCUUUAGUUGUUUUCUUCUACUCUCACAGUGCCUUUUUAUCUACGUGUGUGCGCGUUUUUGUAAAAGUAUGAUAGCCGGCCAAGCGACAAGACGCCGAUAAAGCCUUUGAAGUGCCUGAUGGCCUUAGCUUGCUCUUAAAAAUUUUCUCCUUGGAGGCCGUGCCAUGAGUUUUCGGAAGCGGCCCCGCCCGGGCAGCGUCUCUUAAGCCUUGCCGGGGCAGCAAUGUCUGCCAAGGCCCCGUACUACUACAGUGAACUGGGGCCCGACAAGAGCCCCUUGGGGGCGCCGCCACCUCCUGAUGAGCCGGCGGGGCUCAAUGGCGGCACCCCACCUCCGGGGUCUUCAGCUUCCGAGUCGGCAGCCGCAGACACGUCACCCAUUGGCGACCAGGGCGGCGGCUUCUUCAACCCACUGCUCUCGAUCGAGCCUGAUGUUUCGGUGCCGGACACGCCACCGAAGCAAGGCACCGGUGGUGGCAGCAAUAACAACAAAAAGAAGAAGAAAGGCAAGAAAAAGGGUGGAUCUCCCAGCAAGUCGAACGGCAUCUACGGCACGACCACGGCGUACGCCCGCCAGCUGCUUUUUGGCUCGAGCAAGUCCAACAACGGGGCCGACAAGAAGAACCGUCGGGGCUCCGAGCCCAACAUCUACGAGGAGAUAACGGACGCCGAGGAACAGUACACCGCCGCACGGAGUGAACAGUGUCUGCGGGCGGGCGGGGCUCCGACGAUUCCGCGGCGACCCCGCCCGCCACCUUACGAUGGUGCGCCGCAACACGUGCGCGAGGAGGUGACGCGAGUGCAUCGCACGCACGCGCACAUACUUGAGAACCUCAACCUCGAUGUGGAGACGAUGUUGAUGCCAGACGCUGUGCCGCCCACCGAGGUGCGGGGCGGGGGGGAACAGCAGCAGCGAGGCAGCAGUGGGGACUAUGGAACGUUGGGGACCAAGCUGGGGAGGCAGGUCGUUGACCCACACCAUCACCAUGCUCACACCACGUGGAGACGCGUGAUGAACGAGUAUGUGGAGCACCGGUCGGCACCUGGAGAGCUGCAGGGUGGCACACUGCCGGCCAGGGCAUCCAAGCUGCACCGCAUCCCUUACGCUAGUCACAAAACAUUCCAGCAGCCUUGCCAGUCGGCACCGCCUCCUCCUCUCCCCGCUGGGUCAGCGUCCGCCAGCCCAUAUGGGCGUGCGGUGCUGCCCAGCGGCAGCGAAGCGGGCACCGCACCCCUGCCCGAGCCUCUGUACAUGCUCUACGACGACACGCACAAGCGGAGAACUACACCGCUGCUUGCCGCUGCAGAUGCAGGGAUGCGUCCCGAGGACAACAUCUACGAGGAGGUGGACAUCUACCGACGAGACACAAUCACCUGCGAGGACGGCUACAGUGCGGCCGGCUCCGAGCUUGGCCUAGAUCAUUCAGAGAGUUCGGAGGAAGGCGACACCACGGGCCGAGUGCGCCGAGGCUCGCGCUUGGGCAGCAACAGCAGCAAGCCGGGCAAGAAGCGCAAGGAUUCCGACCUGACCAGCAGCUUCACACGCUUCUUCUCCACCCGGCGGAAAGAUUUCGAUUCUGACAAGUUGGGGAGCCGCAUGGGAAGCCGCCAGUUGUCAGAGGAUGAAGGCUACGGUGAUGUGAAAGCACCCAAAAAGCAGAGACCCCCAUUGGCUCUGCCAGCUGUGCCUCCUGGCCUCACACCUGAACAGAAAAAGAGGCGAUUCAUUGUACAUAACAUAGUUGAAAGUGAAAAUUCAUACGUCGGAACUCUUCAAAGGCUCAUCCUUGACUUCAAGCGACCGCUGAUGGCCAGCCAGCCACCGCUUGUGAGCCAGCGCAAGGUGGACACCAUGUUCUUCCGUCUCGAGGAGAUCAUGCAGUGCCACACGCUCUUUGGCAUCGCCCUCAAUCAGUGCAUCUGCGAAUGGGACCAGCAGGAGCGCAUAGGCGAAGUCUUUCUCGCAUCGUUUUCAAAGCCAAUCGUACUCGACAUCUACAGCGACUUCAUCAACAACUUUAGCACAGCCAUGGAGACAGCGAAGCAAGCAGCUAAGAGCAAGUCUGCUUUUGCAGAAUUUCUCAAGUCACGUGCUCCGCCGCCCUCAGAAGAAGGUUCAGGCUCGGGGAGGGAGUCGUACAAGAUGAAGCAGAUCUACAGUCCUGACCGGCUGUCGUUCUUCGGCCUCAUGGUGAAGCCAGUGCAGCGGUUUCCCCAGUUUAUCCUGCUCCUUCAGGACCUGCUGAAGCAGACUCCCAAGGGCCAUGAUGACCGGAUGUACCUGCAGCUGGCCCUGACUCAGUUGGAGCAGCUGGCCGAGGCGCUCAACGAACGCAAGCGCACUGCCGAGCAACACCAUGCCGUCCUGCAGGUGCUUGGGUCCCUGGGAUCCAAGUUCUCACUCAAGGCAUUGGCAGCAGCUUCUUCAACAGUGGACAGCACAGAUCACUUCCUUUUGCGGCAAGAUGACGUUCUACAGCUGGAAGUUGACCAGAGCGGGCUUGUUGUCAAGUCGAAACCGCGGCGUAUUUUCCUGCUGAACGACCUUCUUGUCUGCGUCACAGUGACUUCAAGACCAUCGGAAGGGGGCCAGGGUGGCAGGGAGCGGCUGAGUCUCAAGUGGGCAGUGCCCCUGCAAGACGUGGACGUGCAGGAGGACAUCGCCCCGGCCACUCGCAACCUCCUCGCCUCCUCCGGACGGGCACGAAACUCAGCGGGACGCCUCGUACCUGUCGGACACCCCGAAAGUGCAGGUUCCAUGCAAGUGCUGUACGACGAGCUCACUGACCUUGUCCACGACCUGGAAGUCGUGAGCCGCAUCGCUGUGCUAGUCAAAUCUCUCCGAAGACCUUACUCGGAAAUCUCGGUGGAGAGCGUGCAGAGCAUGGCACGCAGCAUUCAGGACGCAGUGCGCCAGAAGGAUGAGGAGAUAACCCUGCUCGACAGCUGCUGUCUGCAACUGGCACUCCCACAGAAGUCAAAGUCCCAGAAAGUACAAGUUAGUUUCCAGCUGUCAAGCCCUGCUGUUAAAAGAGACUGGACUACUGACCUGCGUCUUGCAAAGCUGGCUUUGGACCCCAACAACAUGCCAGCCUGGGACGUGCCAGAACUGGACAAACGGCCGUCCAGCAAGCUACCUCUUCUCGUUCGAUUGACGCCCCUCUACCCUGCCUCAACACCCACAGAGGUCAAGUGCGGCUGUUUCUACAGCGUGGCACCCACAACGCCGGGCGGCCUCCGGGGCCAUUACCUGUGGCUGUGCAGCACUGACGGUGUGAACAGCCACCUGGUGAUCCUGUCGAUGCAGCAGAUAGCCCUGCGCUCCGUGGGUGCCUUCGACCUGCCCGAGUCCCGAAUCGCGGCCAUGGAGGCUGUGCCACCUGCACCGGACCCGGAUGUCAGCCCGCCUCAGCCUCCGCCUCCGGGGGCUGCCGAGACUGUGUGGAUCACCACCGAGACUAAGAGGUUGAUUCUGCUUCUGGCUUCAUCUCCGGACAAGUGGACUGAAGUGGGAAGCACCACAGUCAUAGCACCUGUGACCCAAAUACUUUACCACUGCGAACGUGUAUAUGUGGCCCUGAGCAAUGGCUCCCUCAACAUCUACCAGAGGGACCCAGCAACUGGUGGUUGGGAUCUAGAAUCUCCCGGUGUUCUUGUCCUGGGGACGGAGCCCAUCACGUCUCUCCUUCCCCUGGGAACGCUGCUGUAUUGUGCCUGUGCUGACAAGAUCUACGUGCUCGACGCAUUUACGUCAGACAUACAGAGGACGCAUACGUUGAACCAAGAGGAAGGUGGCCAAGCCUACCUCAUGGCUCACUCGGGCACGGGACUUUGGAUUGCACUGAAAAACUCUUCUCGCAUCAGCCUUUACCACACAGAGACGUUUCAGCACCUGCAGGACGUUGACGUCGCUGAGGGCGUCAACCGCUUCCUUUCAGCCAAGCAAGGCAGCAUCCGGCCAGCAGUCACUGUGACCUCCCUGGUUGCCGGGCCGGGCCUGCUCUGGGUGGGCACGAGUGCCGGAGUGGUUCUGACGCUACCACUGCCUCGACUCGAGGGGGUGCCCAUCUUGGGAGGGCGCACCUACCUGGCUCACCAUGGACACCGAGGACCCGUCACCUUCCUGCUUUGCCUCCAACCGCGAGUGCACCCGUCCCGCCGUGGAUCCAGCAGGGCCCAGCAACACAGGACUUCGGUUGCCCCGGAAGAGGCGGGCGCGGAGCAGCUGGCGGAAGAAGGUGAAGAGGAAGAGGAAGAACUGGCGAAGGCAGCAAAGGACGAAGCGGGCGACGCCGUCGCAGAGGAGGCGGAGCUGGACGCAGCCAGCACCAGCGGUGUUCAGAAACAGAAGUCUGACUCGGUCUUACCCUCAACUCCUGCGAGCCACAAGCUGGGAACAAGGGCUCUUCGCCGGACAGCCACCGAGAACGUGCACAUGUCGGGUGCCAAGACGCUUCCCCGCGGCCUCUCCCUGUGUGCUCGAGCCAGCGCUGCGAGCGGACUGACCCUUAGCAGUGCCGGAGGUGUGAGCACCGACAGCGGCAACGACAGUGGCAGCAGCCCCGAGGCGAGCCGCAGCGAGGUGUAUGGCCUAUAUGCAGACCUCAUGAACGUGCAGGACUACGAGAGCCACGAGCAGCUCAACCGCAGCGACCCCGAGCUCAUGCACUUUCACUUUGCGACACUGGGGCGCAGGUCACACCGACCCGGUCGACCGCGUUCCUGGGACCUCUCCACCAUGGAAGUGUCGGGAGACUCGGACUCAUCCGCAGCCACUUGCGACGCACACAACGCAGCCAAUGCGGCUGCCCAGGCAGCCGCGGCGGUUCCCAGUGCCGCUGUACUCCAGGCAGCUGGCACCUCUUCUUCCUCGUCGGAUGCGGGUCCCAAGUCGUCAUUCGCAUCGUCACCAUCGCCGUCGCUGUCGUCGGUCGAAGGGCCAGCGUACGGCACCAUGCGGCAGCCGCGGCGGCCCGGUCAGCCAGUGCCGAGGGGAGCACACCAUUCGGGUUCGGGUGGUGCCGCGGACAGCGGGCCACAGAGCAAGACGCUACUCACUUUGACCGGAGGUUGUGGCUACGUAAACUGGCGCAGGAUGGCCAGCGACCACCUGGCUUCCUCGCCAAGUGGCGACGCCCUCGUUCUCAUUUGGGAGAUGAAAGUCUGAAGCUGAAUCCCCACUCCUCAUUCUUUAUUUUUUCCGUAUCUCAGUGGGACGUUGGAAGUUGGUUCAAUACCAUGUGUGAAGACGGAUACGUAGGGUUCUUUUUCCCCAUUUUGCGGUGCAGCUAUCGCCUUUGUCUCUCUAAUAACUCGCACUGCACUCGAUGGUUGGGUGUAGAUGCUGCUCGCCUUUGUAGGUUGUGUGCAUGCAUUGAAGUGGGUUUCGGUGGGGGUGGUAGGGAGUGAAGGUGAUGCUGUGAAGAGAGUUUGAAAACCUCUAGUGCAUUGCACUGCUUUCAGAUGCUAUUUCUGUUCUCGUUCUGGGCGAGUUCCGUUUUGCUGUGUAAUACUUGCUUUUCAUUUGUUACAAGGAAACGUAGUACCGAUAGCGACGCCUCUCUUUCUGCCCCCUCCUGGUUUCAUGUUUCAUGUUGGGACUUCUGGAUUGUCAAUGUCUAGGCCACUAGAGACAAGCCAAUGUCAGAUUUGGUGCAGCAACAUGUUGUGCAUGUCACCUGCGCUGAGCAGCAGCGUUCCGUAGAGGAGUUAAAUCUUGUUGUGUACUGCUUACCGGUGCAUUUCGCAUAGCAGCAGUGAAGGUAGUACAGGCACAGCGUUUUUCUUUUUUUUGACAAGGCUUCAUUAAACGGCGGGGAUGUUCCUUGCUGGAAGCACAUCUUAGACGCUUUCCGAUUGGCUAGGGCUCAUUUUUGCUCAACUUGUUUCACAAUGCCGUCCUUCCUUGGAGAGAAAAAAGACGGGCUUGCCAGGUGGCAUUGGCUCGUCUUCAGUUGACAAGUCGCAUUUUGUUUUGCAAAAGGAGCUCACGUGCAUCGCUAAUGUGUGCAAUGAUAAAAUAAUCUCACGAGGGAAAGUUACCCUUCUAUUCCUUCUGACCUUUAAUUAAAGAUUUACUGUGAGCAGCUUCUGAACAGAGAACGAAAUGUUUGAGACGUAUGAUGAGGGAGCCUUCUUAGCUCCUUUUUUUUUUUUCUUAGAUUGGAAGUUCCUUGGUGAUGUGCCUUGCUGCCGUCUGUGUGUCACAGCCAACUUGUUGGCAACUGGAGCCUCAGAAAUCAGCAUACUGAAAUUGCAUCUUGGAUCUUGUAUUGGGGAUCAGAUGCUGUCCUCCGUUGUUGCAGAAGUGUGCACGGCCAAACAAUGUGUGCAGUAGUAGCUUCACUUUCCUAAUGAACAAAAAUAUGAGUAACUUUUAAUCUUACAAAAGGGAAUGUGUAAUGGUACUUUGAAGCUAGGGAACGCGCGACAUCCAGCAUUCCACAACAAGGGGGGGCAGGCGGCACCUUGUUUUUGCCGUGGAACACUGCUCCUUGUGUGUUGGCUGUUCUUGACACUGUAGCACGUACCCAGUUGCUUUUUAUUCAAUCCUCUUGAACGCUGUGUUCGUUUGCAUUUCCGUUUUCCUUCUCAUUGCAGCUAAGCUCGGGCAGUUUAGAAAAAAACUGGAUACAUUGACAUACUUCAUUGGGAUCGAACCUUCAGUUGGCGCAGUUAUUAUUUUUUUUUCUCUAGCAUUUGUGGCACCAUCGAAGCAACUUCAUCUGUUAUGUACCGAUUGGUCGAAGACAAGACUCAUUGAAAAUGUUAACGUAGGUAUUGCAAGGGAGCAGGUGUGUUGUGCGUUUAGCCCCUUCUUUUUCGUGUUGCAUUCAUUUUCGCUGUUUCAUUUGUUAGAGUUAUGGGGGUGGUGCUCCACGCGCUUCUGCUGCGGCGAGGUUGGUUCAACAUCAGUGUGCGAGUUUGGUGUUGCGUGUUCAAGUAGGUGCACGUUUCCCACGGAUUGUGCGUUUUUCACCUUCCACUACUGCCCUUCCACUGGUUACAUUUCGCAGUACCGGUAAUGACUAUUGUCAAUGGCGUUUUCUGCGUUUACUGCCGUGGCUUGUCGUUUUCGAACAAAGGUGCCUGUACGACCAACCUCCAGUAGCUUGCGGUGACAAACCUUUUCUUUUUCUUUAUAUGUUUGUUUGUUUUUCUAUACAAAACAAUCGGUUUAUAGUUUGUUCAGUCUUGGACGUUGCGCAUUCAGGAGGGCUCUCGAGAGGUUUUUAACUUGUGCUUGCUCCACGAGUGGCAAGCCACCAUUAUUUACUUGUACAUUUACGUAUUCGUCCUAUUUUGCUCGAGAUUGAAUUUUUCUACUCGGGUCCCGGUUGACUCCAAGGUCGUUAGUGCACUCGGCUAGACAUCUGGAAGAAAGAAGUGCAUGUCACGGCGGUGUACAUGCCACAUUUCUGUGACGUGAACUGAGGAACGUAAAAAAAAAAGAAAAUAGGAAAAACAAAAAGCGGAAGUUGAAUUAAUUUAGUAACUCAAGUACGCUCUGUUUUUCUGUCGUAUGCGGAGUUGACAAAAAAACCAACAUCUUCACGUAGAAAUUGACUUGAACAGAAUGCUUUAUUUAUGUUAAAAAGGUGCUGCAGUUGAAAAGCUUACCUUUAGGCAAAAACAUUCUUUAAGUUACAGCCGCCGCAUGACCUACUCUUGUUUGCCAUUUACUGACCUUUCCAUUGUGUUCUUGCAGUGGCAGUUUGGCAGGAUACAUUUCACCUCCUUCGUACAUUUGGAACAUCCACUAAAGCAGAAACCACAAAUAGGUGAUAAUUAUUUUCAUGUGUAAUCCUAGGAUAUUUUUAUUUCAACGUGUUAAGCAGACGUAGCUAGGCAUUUGGGUUGAAAAUGCGCAGAGCAGUUGCCGAGUGGUUCUUCAGCAAGCCCCGUGUUAUGUGACACAAGGUAGUGUAGAAAAGGUUGGAGUGUUCCCCACAACUUCACACUCUGCACUGGGCCGGCGUAGACAGAUGCAGCGUCUGCAGAAAAAUUUGUCCGUGCCGCGGCACCUCCCUCGGAUACGUUGCGUUUCCUGUCAGUCCCUAUCAAGAGCGCGUGUGCAUGCACGAGAUAUCUGGUGUUGUAUCUCGUGUUGAACAUUUGCAAUAUCUGGUGAGUUACCCCCGGUAGCGCAAUAACGUUGCAAAAUGGGAAGUUCCACACAGUAGAGCCUCGUCUGCACUUUCCCGGUUUUCACUCUUUCCCGGUUUAUGCGGUCAUGGUUGCGAACUUGCUGAUAGGCAUUACCCUUCUCAGUCAUGAAGUUCAGACCUAAAUAUAAUACUUUUCUUUCACUCCCUUUCUCUCUCUUAUAAUGUCAGAGUAUACUGGUGACGUUCUACUGUGCUCUGCUGACCAUAUUCACCACUGUUUUGAUUUUCAGUUGUUUCAGUGUGCUAGCACAAGCGAUUUGGGCAGCUUCUGCGGGUGGCGAAAGAGCCAAGUAUGUGGUAACCAUCGUUUAGCUGAUCGGGGCUCCUUUCUUGCGUGCCUAUAUGUUAACAUUACCGGUAAAAGAAGCUUGUUUACAUUUCAUGGGUGCACCAUUUCAGCUACCACAUUUUGCAGUUGUCAUAGCUAUAGCACGCCGGCCUCAGGAAUUUCAUUUGUCCUCUCGGUUCUCAAUGUCUCUCUCUGGUUUUUAUCAUUUUGUCCUUGAAGCUUUUAUUUGAAUUGUACUAUCUCCUCAGGCGCUCGCUCACUCUUUUUGUACGUCUUCCUGUGUUUUGCAUAGCUUGCUUUUGGGGAUAGUUGUGUAGUUGACAUUUUAUUUAUUCCAAGUCGUUGAGACCACAUUUGUAGCAGCUGUCGCUCUUUAUACACGGUUCGCGUCUUGUUUUCUUGUUCCUUAUUUUAGUUCGAAUUAUCUAACUGCACACGAACAACGUAAACUGCCUUUCUUUGAUUGUCACAUCAAGGAGGUUUUUGUAAACUCCUUCACCAUCUGGUUUUUGUGGAUUCUGUUGGCGGCUUGUGAAUUAGCAUGACGACUUUGUGAACUUUGAACAUGAGAUGCUUAUGGUUACUCACCAUAACCACGAAACAUUGUAAACUUCGUGUUCACUGGCACGGAUGAUAUACAAGGUAUGGAAACGGGUCUGCUUUAGAAAAAGAUGUAAUGAGUUCGUUUUUCUCCAGGGUAACAUUUCACUCUUUUGCAUCAAAUCCGUCCCCCCCUACCCACCCCCUCAUGACGUCUGUAUGCUAUGUUCCUAAACUACUCUUUGCAUCGCUGUGCUUUUGUUCCUAAAUACCAAAGGCUGUUUUAAUUUAAUUUUUAUACAUGUAGCCAGCAGCAAACGUAUGAGUGUACCUUUUUUGUGCAUGUUUUCUUGAAAUAAGCCACAUUUUAAAGGCAUGCUCUGAACCAUUCGCACAUUCAUUUGGAAGCUUACUGCCAGUACGACAGACCACAAAAACAUGGGUCUCUCCAAUGCUAUUGUACAACGAUACUUCUUUCAUUUGAUUCGAUUCCAUUUUCAUCUUCUGUUGCUGCUCCUGAUGGUGGUGUAAGUGGUGUAACUCUGAAACCAGCGACGAAAGAAAUUGGUUUGAAGCACUUGACAUCGAUUGAGACAUCUGAAAUGCAAUUUCCAUAUUAUGCUAACCUUGGCACUUGCUCGUGCUUCCAUUUUGAAAGCCUUUUUUUUUUUUUUUUUAAAGCUAUGUCAGAUUGCUACCAACCAAGGCUUUUGCAAGAACGAACAUCUGAAAAAAAAUACAUAAGGAAGCAAGCUGCUUUUUGCUAGUCAUUUUCACUUUUAAUUUCGCACUAAUCUUUUUCUCUUUCUCUCUGUAGCAGCUUCAUUGUUUCUAAAGCUUUAACAUUUCACGAAGAAAGGAGCACGACACACUGUAUCGUUGUACAGAAAGGGAAGUGCCACAUUAGUUCGUGUCGUGCGGUACGUGCGUCCCUUCACUUUUGCACAUCUUUUCAACGCACACUUGAUCAGUGUGUCGCACAUUGAAUGUUUUCAUUGUCUAGGUGGGCGAUUCGAGAACGCCUGUCGAUUUCAAAGAUACGUCCGGUCGUUCCUUUAUGCGCGCAACUCGCGAACGCUCUUUGGACGCUGCCACUCAUUCGUGAACUGCCAGUCCUUAUUCCCUUGUCGACUCGGUGCUCAAGCCGGUUUUGGCGCGACGAACGCGAGCCGGCAGCGUAGGUUGUGUUUGCCAUCGUUCCGCGAUGGCAAAACAGCUACUUUUCUCUAGCUAAAUCUAUGUGCUCACAUUUUCAUUAAGAUGGUGAAAAAGAAAAAUAGGACGAGAGACUUGUAGCCAAGAAGUUUUACAGUUUCUUCGUUUUCUGGGCACUUAGCGGUUACGGUGUGGGCUGUCGCCGUUAGGGAUCGUCUUUUACGUUUGAGGACGGUCUGAAAAACCGCAUAGCACAGCAACCCAGUGCUUUAAAGAAUGGGCACACACUCGCUACCGUGCCUCCAGUUUCGUAAUUUUUACAAUUUUGCGGCGUUCGCAUAAGUAUCGCUGUCAUCUCGGCACACAGAUAGCACGAAGCACAAUUGCGAACAUGUACUCCUUCUGUCGGGUGUGCACGUUUUGUUCAAUAGCCAGUAUUAUAGCUUGUCUCCAAUGACAAUUAGACUGUGUGUCUUCUCUUUCAUUUUUCACGCUUUCCGUGUGUGCGUGCCGCAGCUGCAGUGAAAUCUCAUCACAAGCACAGCAAAAUUUUCUUUUCAGUAAUUGCCAGCUUCGAGAGUCGAGUCGCAUGUUGGAGCGCUUGACACUCGUGCGUUGCAGCAACAGUGGCCCGCUGAAGUCGCUACGGUGACGUUUCACCGCUGCGCUAGGAACCUUGUAGAUUGUCUUGGUAGGAAACGGCCGGCAAAGAGUGUGCGGCUUACGACGGAGAAAGGAAGCCGGGGUUUAGAAAUAUGCGUGUGUGUGCGUGUGUGUUGCGUUUGUGUAGUGUUGGAAGGAAUCUCUAGGAACGGUUAGGGCAGCGCUCGCGGCGUUAAGUGCUUCUCGCGAGUAUUUUGUACGGGGGUUAGCCUUUAUAUGGAUGUGUAAAACGUCCUUGUGCGUAUUUGUGAGAGCCGAGCAAAAAACCAUAGCCGCUACCAAUGCCACUAGCGACAUGUCCACCGUGACCUCCUGUCUCUCAAUUCCAAGUUUCUUCCCUACUCCUGUCGUGGUGAUCGUGCGAGUUGUCCUUCGCUUGCGAGACUCUACUGUCAUUUCCCCUUCCCCAUUACUUUUGUUUUCUUUUAAACGUACGUGUACAUCUUGUGUUCCUUUUUCGCCAGCUGUAUAACGAAGCAAUUUAGCGGAAAAGAUGACGAAACUUGUUUGCGUGUAAUUUAAUGCCUCCUCUGUACAUAAAUAUAUACAUAUUAUAUAUAUAAAUCUAUAUAUAUAUAUUGCGUCCAUGUGCGUGAGCAUGUCAAGUCACGUGUAUACAGUGUGGAGAAAAAGAAGCAGGAAACAAUCUUUGUAUACUCUCGAUGAGCUCGCGGCAGCUUGAUAACAUUUUUGUUUUUUUUUUUCCUGUGCAGUGGUGUUUAUUGCGUAGUGUAAGCCAAGCUCACCUGCAGCUGCAAGUGCAGCAGAUUCCCCGAGUCAGUUCAAACAAAAAGGCAGCGUCUACUUUGGCUUGAGUGUAUUAUUAUUAUUUUUCCUUAGAGAUGGGUAUUACUAUGCAUGACUGCCAUACGUUGUUUUACAGUUGCUUUUAUUGAAUGUGUUAGGAUCGUCCUUUCUUUUGUUUGUUUGUCUGUUACGAAGAUGACUGCACAUUUGAAAUUGCACAAAGCUUUUGUGACAUCGUUUACAUGCGUUAGGUGGAAGUUGUUAAUCUGACACACUUCUUGUAUACGGAUAAAAAAACAAAGUAGCCUUGUCCUGUUCUGUUAGAAAAGCACAUUUUUGCCCUGCCACCUGUACUUUUAGAACAAAUUUUUUGUUUAGAUAAAUUCUGUUUACAUCUGUAAGCAUUACACUUCUACAAUAAAGCAAAUUUGUCUAUAUAUAUAAA